Molecule: messenger RNA, 1606 nt
Organism: Doryrhamphus excisus (bluestripe pipefish)
Lineage: Eukaryota; Metazoa; Chordata; Actinopteri; Syngnathiformes; Syngnathidae
Product: ribonucleoside-diphosphate reductase subunit M2-like
Biological process (GO): deoxyribonucleotide biosynthetic process
Cellular component (GO): cytosol
Molecular function (GO): ribonucleoside-diphosphate reductase activity, thioredoxin disulfide as acceptor
Source: RefSeq, a predicted model, not a curated record
GUUUCAUUGCUUGUUUUAUAAGAGAUAAAGCACAAAACUCGCCGAGUCACGUGAAGGCCAUGAAACGUCUGAUUGGUGGAUCUGCGGCGUCACUCUUAAAGAGCCAGCACACGCUGCGUUCCUAUUGGCCCACCGCGUUCCGGCGCCAACUUUCCAAUAAAAAGACGAGCGGCCAAAAGAAGUCACUUCACUCUGUACUGUUUGUGUGUCUCUGUCUAGAGCGUCUGCUUUUAAUUUUUGUCUUUUGUUUUUAACUCCUUCACGCUUUUAUUUGUCAAAAUGCAGUCAGCUCGCUCGCCUCUUUCCGUCUACAACGAAAACAAGUUAAGCGGUGACGUAGGCAACAUGUCGCUGGAUACAGAAAACACGCCUCCAAGCCUUUCCACCGCUCGCAUCUUGGCGUCGAAAACCGCGCGAAAAAUCUUCUCCGACACACCGAGCAAAGGCGUUAAGAGCGGUGGUGAUGAGGUGGAGCCUCUACUCAAGGACAAUCCCCGCCGUUUUGUCAUCUUCCCCAUCCAGUACCAGGACAUCUGGCGCAUGUACAAGAAGGCCGAGGCAUCUUUCUGGACCGCAGAAGAGGUGGACCUGUCCAAGGACCUGCAGCACUGGGAGACUCUGAAGGAAGACGAGAAGUUCUUCAUCUCUCACGUGUUGGCCUUCUUUGCCGCCAGCGAUGGCAUCGUCAAUGAGAACUUGGUGGAGCGCUUCACGCAGGAAGUGCAGGUGACGGAGGCACGUUGUUUCUACGGUUUCCAGAUCGCCAUGGAGAACAUCCACUCUGAGAUGUACAGUCUUCUCAUCGACACCUACAUCAAAGACCCCAAAGAAAGAGAGUACCUCUUCAAUGCCAUCGAGACCAUGCCGUGUGUCAAGAAGAAGGCUGACUGGGCGCUCAACUGGAUCGGCAACAAGAACGCCACCUACGGUGAGCGCGUGGUGGCCUUUGCUGCUGUGGAGGGCAUCUUCUUUUCCGGUUCCUUCGCCGCCAUCUUCUGGUUGAAGAAACGCGGCCUGAUGCCCGGCCUGACCUUCUCCAAUGAGCUCAUCAGCAGAGACGAGGGUCUCCACUGCGACUUUGCUUGUCUGAUGUUCAAGCACCUGAUCAACAAGCCUUCCGUCCACACCGUCACCGCCAUCAUCAAAAACGCUGUGAAGAUCGAACAGGAGUUCCUGACUCAGGCGCUGCCCGUCAAGCUCAUCGGGAUGAACUGCGAUCUGAUGAAGCGUUACAUUGAGUUUGUCGCUGACAGGCUGAUGAUGGAGCUCGGCUUCGACAAGAUGUACCGUGUGGAGAACCCCUUUGACUUCAUGGAGAACAUCUCUCUGGAAGGAAAGACCAACUUCUUCGAGAAGCGUGUGGGCGAGUACCAGAGGAUGGGCGUCAUGGCCACCACCAAUGACAACACCUUCACGCUGGAUGCCGACUUCUGACCACACCCAUUCCUCAGCAGCUGCUGGAUUGUGUCUUUUAUUGUAAAUAGGUUUUCUAAUAAAAUAUAUUUCUUAUGUUUUUGUGACAUGAUUAAAUAGAUUUUAUGUAAAUUAACUUUAGAUAUUCUUUCUGUAAACAUUUUUGUUUACAUUAAAUCUAUCAUUACCUCAA